AUGACUCAAGACGUUCUCCCAACUUCACCUCAACCCACUGUCGAUAUCGACGAUGCAGUCUCCGCCACCGCCGUCGCAAACCCUACUCUGAACAACAACCCGCCCGAUCUUCACCUUGAAUUCUUCCUUUGGAAUUAUCCCGACUUCCCUAAACCUACCAUCAGGACCGAGUUGCCUCAAAACCUGGAGCGCAUCGAGAAGUCUGAACAGUUGGUCUACUGGUGCUCCUUGCUUUUACAGCGUAUGUCUUCUUCACCCAGCCUGGUCUGGGCUGAGCGGAAGUGGCUCGAAGGGGACUCUACGGAGCAGGAUCGACUGCGCUGGAUUGCUACCAGGAUGAUCGAGGAGUUUGUCCCGAACGUUGCCAGCAGGAGCUCCGUCGAGAUUGCUGAGGUUGUCUCCCUAGGUCCUAUUCUGGAGAAGGAGCCGUACCGCAAGUUGCUCUCGUCUAUAAUUGCAGCGUUUGAUGAUGCUCUUCUCCUGGACGUCACCCUACUCCAAGGUCUUGUCCAGUUGGUGCAGUCCAACUCCCCUGGGUACCUAGAAGCUGACGACCUUAUCAAGAUCCUCAGCAUCCUCAGGGUUCGUCUGCAGGGAACUCAUGGUCAGUCGUCAGAGUACUCCUACCAACUUGUUCUGGCCGUCUCCCGCGUCUUGGAUGUGAUGGCGGAGCAUGGGGUCAAGGGCUUGGACCAGGUUGUCGAGCAUGAGCCGCUUUCGGGGGUCUUGUCAACCUUGAAGGGAAGCUCGGACCCGUACAUGAUGUACCAGACCUGCUAUGCCUUCCAGGCUCUGCAGUAUGUCCCCGACAAUGAGACUCCUCUACAAGCAAUCCUUCGACACUCUACAGGAGUUGCCAAAGGCCUCAUCGACAUCACUGCCCUCACCAACCUGGACCUGGGCGCAAUUCUCGAGGGCCUGUCCAGUCUCCAGAGCGCCUCCCUAGAGAGCACCUUUAACACUGUCAAUACCGUUUAUGGUGGUGCUUGCUCGGUGAUGGAGAGUGGCCAAUGUGCUCUGGGAGCUCUCAAGGAGAAGUAUGGAACCGGAAAGAAGCAACCCUGGUAUGGCGCCAUCCGUGCCGCCCACGCCCUUGCUCAAGCCGGUCAAAUGAAGGACUUUAACCGUUUCAUCUGUGAGGCGCCUUGUCGUCGUGAUCCAUUGUUCCAGUGGGGCAUAUCCCAGAUGCUGUUAGAGAUGACGAGCGAUGCCGCCUGGGAUCACGCCACUCAAGAGCACGCCCUUUGUCUUCUCCUUGGACUUCACACUCGUGAUCCUGAAUGGAAUCGAGAUGAGAGCCUCAGAAUCUACCUGUUCAGAACCAUGGGACAGCUCAGCAACCUUGAUGGUGAGGUUUUCAAUGGCAACAAGACUGGUAUUCGCUACCCGAUGAGGAGUCGUCUCCCUCCACCUACAUCGUCACCUCUUCUCGCCCGAGUUCUGGAUAUUCCUGAUGUCGAGUAUGAUCUGCACUUGUUGAGGAUGCAACGGCUUAGGGAGCGCAGUAAGGGCAUUUAUAUUCCUCCGCAGGCGAAGCCGAGUUUGAAAGCGGGCGACGACACCCAGUUUCCGCUCAUGGAGAAAGCCUUGGAGUUCCUGGCCAGCAAUCGCCAAGUUCUGUUGUUGUUGGGGGAUUCUGGUGCUGGAAAGUCGACUUUCACCCUCGAGCUGGAGCACACACUGUGGACGAACUAUAAGAAGUACAGGCCCAUUCCUCUUUACAUUGACCUUCCUACCGUCGACAACCCGGCUCAGGAGCUGAUCGAGAAGCAGCUGCAGUACCACAACUUCAGUGAGGACCAGAUCCGGGAGAUGAAGUUACAUAGGAAGUUCAUUCUCAUCUGCGACGGUUAUGACGAGAGUCAACUCAAGAUCAACAUUCACACCACCAACCAGUUCAACCAGCCCGGACAGUGGAAGGUCAAGAUUGUCAUUAGUUGUCGCACCCAGUACCUCGGACAGGCCUACCGCUACCGCUUUCAGCCGCUACCAGUCGGUCGUUCUGAAACCACUGCGACAGAUCUCUUCCAGGAGGCGGUGGUCGCAGCGUUCACGAGAACCCAGAUCCAGCAGUAUGUCGAGGCGUAUGUCAAGGAGCUGCCUUUACACGAUCUUCUUCAGGACCGGUCGCCUUGGACAGCCCAGGAGUACAUGGAAACGCUGAUCAACAUCCCUCAUCUCAUAGAUCUCGUCUCCAACCCUUUUCUUUUGACCUUGGCUUUGGACGCCCUUCCUUCUGUCGUCGAGGCGAACAAGGAUCUUUCGUCUAUCCGCAUUACGCGCGUGCAGCUCUACGACAGUUUCGUCAAGCGAUGGCUCAAGGUCAACAAGAUGAGACUGGAAAGCAGUCCAUUGAGCGCCCAGGAGCGAAAAGAGUUUGAUCUGCUCCUCGAUGACAACUUUUCUUACCACGGCAUCCACUACCAGAAGGGCCUUUCCAGAGCGAUUUUCAUGGACCAUGCAGGAAACCCGAUCGUCGAGUAUACCCAUCUCCGCGACAAGGACACAUGGAAGACUGAGUUCUUCAGUCCAAGUGGCCAGGCCAAGUUGCUUCGAGAGUCUAGCACGGUCAAGCGGUCCGGCUCUCACUUUCAGUUCCUCCAUCGAUCACUUCUGGAGUAUUUUUAUUCAAGGACUAUUUUCGAUCCUAUGGACUACGACGCUGAUGAGGAGGGUAUGGAGGUGCGAGAACAGGUUUAUGACUUCAGGACCAGCUUGGCUCGAAGAAGUGUUAUCCAGGAGCCUUCAAUCGUGCAGUUUUUGGCGGAGCGAGUGUUACAGGAUCCGUCAUUCCAACAACAACUCCAUGAUGUGAUUGAGGAGUCCAAGUCGGAUGUUGAGGUGGAGUCGAAUCAGGUUGCAGCAGCGAACGCAAUCACGAUUCUCGUUAGGGCUGGUGUGAACUUCCGCGACGCCGAUCUUCGAAAUAUCAAGGUCCCAGGCGCCGAUCUCUCCGACGGGCAGUUCGACUAUGCUCAGUUCCAGGGCGCCAACUUGACGGGCGUCAACCUCGCGCGGAGCUGGAUGAGGCAAGUGGAUAUGAGCGGUGCACAGAUGCAUGGCGUGAGUUUUGGAGAGCUACCCUACCUCGUAGCUGAGGGUGUUACUUCUGGCUGUGGUUAUUCGCCUGACGGAAAGUUGCUUGCCGUCUCUGUGUGGAGUGGGGUCAUUGACGUGUACGAAACAACAACUUGGUCAAAGGUCCGCGAGCUCAGAGGACAUAUGGGUGGGAUCAUCGGCGCUACAUUUUCGGCGGAUAGUCAGCGCAUCGUUUCUGCGGGCGAGGACAAGACAGUCCGGGUGUGGGAGAGUAACUGCGGUGUGGAGGCGGUGUUGGUCUUGGAAGGGCACACCAAGAUUUUGCUCGACGCGUCGUUUUCUCCAUGUGGCAAGAAGGUCGUUUCUUGCAGCUCCGAUAAGACGAUUCGGUUGUGGGAUGCGCAGACAGGAGAGUGUCUUUUGGUUUUGGAGGGACAUACCAGUAUCGUCAGGAGCGUUCGAUUCUCGGCCGAUGGGCGGACUCUCGUCUCUGGGGGUGAUGAUGAGACGAUUCGGUUCUGGAACGCCGAGACUGGGGAGCCGGCCGCCGUUUGGACAUCUCCCGUUGGGGCUGUGAUUUGUCUAGGGUACUCGCCCAAUGGACGAUGGGUUGCUACGGGUCACGACUAUGGCAACGCGUUGCUCUGGGAUAUCGCUAGCGGAGUGCCGAACACCAACCUGUAUGGCCACACCCACCAUCUCACAAGCAUUGUCUUCUCCUCCAGUAGCCAGUGGCUCGCUUCCUCGGCCGUUGAUGGAUUCGUCAGGCUGUGGGAUGUGUCGUCAGGAACGCUCAUCGCUAACUUGAACGGCCACAAAGGCUCUGUCUUAAUGGUUGCCUUUGCUCCGAACGAGCGCCAAAUCGCGUCGGUGGGUACAGACAAGAAAGUUCGCUUGAGGGAUAUCAAUUCGAACGUGUCGAUGUCGUCGGGUCUUGAGGCGGCACAACAGGAUCAACGCGGCAGUAGUGUUGCGCUGGCGUAUGCCCUUGAUGGGGGUGCUAUUUUCACUGUUGACGACGACCAUAUCAUUCGGCGGUGGGAUCGCGAGGCACUGGCAGCUGGAGGUGGAGGAGUAGGAGGAGGAUUGUACGUGUCCGAUAUCUACGCCGACGAUAUUGAGGACAUAUUCUUCCUUUGGUGUGCAGCCUUUUCUCCGGAUCGCCGCCAGAUCGCCGCCAGCGUUGACGAACGUGCUAUCCGAUUGAUGAGUGUGCGACCCGGUCCUGACACUGCACCUGCCGCGCGCUUGAAGGGCCAUCUUCGGCCUGUGACGACUUUGACCUACUCGUCGUGUGGUCGUUGGCUCCUUUCUGCCUGUUCGGAUAAGGCAGCACGGUUGUGGGAUCUGCAAGCCGAUGGUUCGGCGCCGGGGCAAGGGGGACAUGUUCUUGUGCAGCUGGAGGAAAGCGAUUCGGCUACGAUAGAGGCUGUAGCCUUUUCACCCACUGGGCACCAACUUGCGGUUGGGUUCUCUUCUGGCACUGUGUCACUGUUUGAUCCUGUCUCGAAGGCGCUUGUUGUUACGUCCAAGAAGAAGCUACAGGCUGGUAGUCGUUUUAACCGUCAUCUUGUAUUGAAGUACUCUCCGAGCGGGCGCCAACUGGCUAUGGGUACUGCCGCGGGGUUGAUCUACCUCUGGGAUGUUGCUCAGUCGGCGGCGGAAAGGGAAACAGAGAAGGAGGAGCCCGGUGUUUUGGUCCAGCUGUUGGAGAGUCCCCAGGAGAUCAGCGCGCUUGCCUACUCGCCUUGCGGUACCUGGAUCGCCUCUGGCAGCAUUGAUGAGACCGUUCGACUCUGGCAUCGCCAAUCGGAGGAAGAGAACACCUGGUCGUGUGUGUCUGUGGUCCGUGGGUUCUUUGGAUGUAUUCUGGAUGUCGUCUGGAACCCGGUUGUGCCGAUGGAGUUUGCGACGGCUUGCAAGGAUGGGUCUGUUCGCGUUUGGGGCGUGUCGCCGGGAGUUGGUGGUAAAGAUAUGAGUAAGGGGGAAGGGGUUGAUGUUCGGCUCCUGUGGGGCACUGAUGUUGGGAUCUUGUGUGCGGCGGAUAUGAAAUUAAAAGGAGUUGUGGGGCUGGAUUUGACGAACCGUACGCUGUUGGUACAACGCGGUGCUGUUGAGGCUUUGGAGGCGUGA
Messenger RNA from Linnemannia hyalina, 5172 nucleotides. NCBI's taxonomy places the organism in Eukaryota, Fungi, Mortierellomycota, Mortierellomycetes, Mortierellales, Mortierellaceae. The record is from the annotation of a GenBank genome assembly.